CAUCUCUGCUGCAAUUUUCUUCAGCAGUUGAGCCACAGGGUAGUGAACCACCUGCAACCAACCUUGCCAACUCCUCCCUCUUAAAACCCCCACCAUCAAAUACUCACCUUUUUCCAACAUGUCACCCACAGCCUGAUCUCCAUUAACCUGCUUCAAUGGGGGAGGGCAAGGGGGAAGAACUUGUGAAAAUCGAGUUCAAGGCCUAUAUGCAUUGCAAUGAAUGUGGGAAGGAGGUGGAGAAGUAUGUCACCAAAAUUGAAGGAGUUCAGAGGGUGGAGGCGGACGUGGAGAAAUCGAGGUUGAAGGUAGUGGGGAGGGUGGAUUCCGAGAGGAUCCAAAAGAAGCUCGAGAAGAAGAUUAAGAGGCUCGAACUUCUUUCUCUCUCCAAGGAGAAAGCCAAGGUGGAAGAAAAGAAAAUCGUCCUCAAGCUUCAAAUACACUGUGAGAAAUGCGACGAAGACCUGAAGGAAGAGCUAAUGAAAUUAAAAGAUGUUUAUAGAGUAAAAACGGAUUUCAAGGCUCAGACGUGCACGAUAGAAGGCACCAUGGAGCAAGAGAAGAUCAUCGAGUUUCUGCACAAGAAAUUUAAGAAGCAUGCGGAAGUUGUAGUGCAAAAGGUGGAGAAAAAGAAGGAAGAGGAGAAGAAAAAGGAGGGGGAGAAGAAAGUGGAGAUAAAGGCCGAGAAAAAGGAAGUAACUGUGGAGAAGAAAGUAGAGAUAAAAGCUGAGCAGAAGGCCCCAGCUCCAUACGUUGUUCAAUGUGUCUACGCCCCUCAGACUUUCAGUGAUGAAAACCCAGAAGCUUGUCAUGUCAUGUAACGCCAUACAACUCUCUCUCUCUCUCUCUCUAUAUAUAUAUAUAUAUAU
Molecule: messenger RNA, 866 nt
Organism: Nymphaea colorata (pocket water lily)
Lineage: Eukaryota; Viridiplantae; Streptophyta; Magnoliopsida; Nymphaeales; Nymphaeaceae
Product: heavy metal-associated isoprenylated plant protein 4-like
Exons: 5
Coding region: 156-818 (220 amino acids)
Molecular function (GO): metal ion binding
Source: RefSeq, a predicted model, not a curated record